Lemur catta (Ring-tailed lemur) is the source of this 3219-nucleotide messenger RNA. RefSeq names its product translocon-associated protein subunit alpha-like. The transcript is spliced from 8 exons. The record is from RefSeq and is a predicted model, not a curated record. NCBI's taxonomy places the organism in Eukaryota, Metazoa, Chordata, Mammalia, Primates, Lemuridae. Gene Ontology annotation, cellular component: endoplasmic reticulum; endoplasmic reticulum membrane.
AAGGCCAUGCGGGGUACGUGCCCCGCCCCUCCCCGCCCGGAGCCCGGAUGAAGAGUAUCGCCAUUACCGCCGGAGCCGCUGAGAACCCUGGCGGACAGGGACUGGACCCCGGACUGGCCGCGCCAUGAGACUCCUGCCCCGCCUGCUUCUCCUUCUCUUGCUUGUGUUCCCCGCCACUGUCUUGCUCCGAGGCGGCCCCAGAGGCUCAUUAGCAGUGGCUCAAGAUCUUACAGAGGAUGAAGAAACAGUGGAAGAUUCAAUAAUUGAAGAUGAAGAUGAUGAAGCUGAGGUUGAAGAAGAUGAACCCACAGAUUUGGCAGAAGAUAAAGAGGAAGAAGAUAUAUCUGGUGAACCUGAAGCUUCACCAAGUGCAGAUACUACUAUCUUGUUUGUAAAAGGAGAAGAUUUUCCAGCAAAUAACAUUGUGAAGUUCCUGGUAGGCUUUACAAACAAGGGUACCGAAGAUUUCAUUGUUGAAUCCUUAGAUGCCUCAUUCCGUUAUCCUCAGGACUACCAGUUUUAUAUCCAGAAUUUCACAGCUCUUCCUCUGAACAUUGUAGUGCCACCUCAGAGACAAGCAACUAUUGAGUACUCCUUCAUUCCUGCAGAGCCUAUGGGUGGAUGACCCUUUGGUCUGGUCAUCAAUCUGAACUACAAAGAUUUGAAUGGCAAUGUAUUCCAAGAUGCAGUCUUCAAUCAAACAGUUACAGUUAUUGAAAGAGAAGAUGGGUUAGAUGGAGAAACAAUCUUUAUGUAUAUGUUCCUUGCUGGUCUUGGGCUUCUGGUUGUUGUUGGCCUUCAUCAACUCCUAGAGUCAAGAAAGCGCAAGAGACCCAUACAGAAAGUAGAAAUGGGUACCUCCAGUCAGAAUGACGUUGACAUGAGUUGGAUUCCUCAGGAAACUUUGAAUCAGAUCAAUAAAGCUUCACCAAGAAGGUUGCCCAGGAAACGGGCACAGAAGAGAUCAGUGGGAUCUGAUGAGUAAAUGUUCCUUUGUGCAACAAUUCAGUCUUUGCUUAACCUGCCCUAAUGUUUUUCGGCCUGAUGAGAAUUAGUGCAGAGAAGCCAUGUCACCAUAGAAGGCAACUACUACUUAUGUGUGGAGUGAGAAAUCAGAGUCUGUGGUGAUAAUAUUGCUGAAAAUGCACUGCAUUCGUUUUUCUAAAGUAAAAAUCUGGUUUUUUUAAAACCAUUAAAAUCUGUGUGUGUGUGUGUGUGAGAGCAGUUGGUUUUACCAGAAUCAUUGUUGAACUACCUGAAAUGAGCCUUUAGAAUACUAAAUAUUAUGCUUUUGUCUCUUCCUUUUUGACAUUUUCUGAUUUUCCUCCCCCCCAAAACUCAAUGAAUAUUUGCUCUAUAUGAUUGUUGAUGUCCUGCCUUGAAUAGUUUUAAAGGGAAGAAUUUGUUUCUUUCUUGGAAUAGCUCAAAUUUCAAUUGAUGGCACAAAUUAGUAUUUUGUUGUUGUUGUUUAACAACUAGUAUUCUAAAGGCACAAGCAGGAUUAGCUGCUUUUUGGCAAUAGAAUUGUUUGGUAUUUUGUUGCUGUUUACUAUAAGGCACACCUUCAGAAAACUUCCCAAAUGAAUUCAAGCAAUUUUGGGAUCUCUCUAGCAAACAAAAUUGUGAAACAUGAAAAUUCUGCUGACUUUGAUAUGUAAAACUUAACCCCUUUUUUAACAAAAAGAAAACAGUACAUUUGUGUAAACUGGGUUGUGUUGUCCAUUGUUACUGUACUUCUGACCCAGAGAUAGCUCUGGGAUGAUUUUAGACCUACUCAGGUUUUUUUUAAAGAAAUAAUUUUUCUCUCCUUAAUAGAUGCACCCCUUCUUAAGAAAAGUUGCCUUAGUCUACAGAUUAAGCAGAAAAUUAAAUUGUGGGGACAGAGAUAUAUGCCAGCUAAUCCUAGUCUUAAAAAAAAUGAGUUGGAUGUUUUAAAGCUGCUAACCAAUCUAAACUUUGGGGCGUUUUGGUUGUUGACAUAACCUUUUUUUCAGUUAAUUCAAAAAAUUCCAAAAAAUUGUGCUUAAGACCUUAGAACCAAAAUUAAACUAGACUUCAUAAAAUCCUCUUAGAGAGUUAUUCUUGCCCUAGGCAGUAAAUUAAGUUUGGCAUUAUUGUCAGACUAGAUAAAGGAUAAAGUAAAAACAAAUAAGAGGCUUUCCCUCUCUAUCUUUAAGCCAUAUUCUCCCACAUAUAUUUUGUAAGGAAAUGGUAAAUGGAAUUUUAGUGGCUCAUUAAUUCCUGACCUCUCUUCAUUCUCAUCCAAUUCAAUGCCCCUUACACCCAUGCCCACACAGACAAAAACAAAACAAAAUACAUACACAAACAAAAAAAGUCUUUCUGAGCUGUUAAAGUAUUUAAACAUCUGAGCCAAAGCCAAUGACAAUAGAAGUUAUUGUAUAAUUGUUAAACACUUUGCAGGGAGAGCCUAAAUUGUCAGAUUACCUAUAUUGGCAUUGCUGGACUAUAAACUUUGUACUAUAAAGUGUUUGAGUUUUCAAUUGGGCUGUAUGAUCGGUAGUUUGUUUUGAAAAAGCUCUAUGAGCUCUAACUCUGCAUGGUUUUUUUGUUUAAUGUAACAUAGGAGAGCCUUCAUAUUCUCAAGGAAUAUAUUCCAAAACAUUUUUGUGAAUAUUUAAGUUUGUGAAACUGCUAGAAUAUAAUGCAGCAAGUUGUUAGUACAAUAUUUAAAUGGCCUGUAGAGAGUCUCACUGAAUACGUGGUAAUACGUUGCAAAAUCACACCAAGCUAUACAGCUGCCAGCCCUCCUCACUCCUAAGCAAUUUGCCUUACAUACCAGCCCUUCGACUUCUGAGGUUCAAAUUAGUGCCUUCAGAAAUGUAGAAUUUAUUAUUUGUCAUGUUUUAUUCUUUUAGUGUAUAUUGGGAACAGUUGAAAACUCUUAAGUGCUCAGAUGCCAGGGGUCGUCUAUAGCAUCAGUAAGUAUUUAGCAGAAACUAACUCCAUAAUGAAUGGAAUUCAAUUCCACACAUGGUUUGUUCAAGCACACUUAAUAAGUAGCCUAUUUUUUAAAUGUAAAUAUUUGAAUGAAGUUUUUCUUUGUUUUGAUAUAUUCAUUUGCUACACCAACCAUGGCUUCAGAAUUCUUCUUUUCAACAACUUGGUUUCAGAAUACGUAAAAUGAACUUAAGGAUCUUGUGUAUCAAACCUGUCACCUCAAUGUGUGAGAAUAAUGUGUUCAUAAAGCAUGGAUCUUGC